CCCUCUCUGGUAGUUCAGUAAACUUUCAAUUCGUACAAGAAAGGCGAUCGAUAUCCACGUGAAUAAACCUUCGUUACACCACGUACUCUAGAACAUAGAAACGAGACGGUUAUAACGGCGUCUGGCACCGGUUCAGUUUUACUUCUCUAGUUUUUUUGUAAGUUAUAAGUUAUUAAUUUUAAACUAUAAAGUAAUAAUGUUCUCCAGUCGUUUGUUACUACAAACUAAACGCACAUUUGCUGUAUAUACGACGGCAAUGGCACAGUUGAAAGUAGCAAUUAUAGGUCAAAGUAAUUUCGCAGCAGAAGUUUAUAAACUUCUGAAGCAAGAUGGUCACAAAAUUACUGGAGUGUUUACAAUACCGGAUAAAUCUAAUCGAGAAGAUCCUUUAGCUGCGACAGCAAAAGCAGACAAUACUCCAGUUUUUAAAAUCAAAGCAUGGCGAAGUAAAGGUGUGCCGCUACCUGAAAUUUUAGAUCUUUACAAGAGUAUUGAUGUUGAUCUUAAUGUAUUACCGUUUUGCACCCAAUUUAUUCCAAUGGAAGUUAUCGAUCAUCCAAAACACAAAAGUAUUUGUUAUCAUCCAUCUAUUCUUCCUCGUCAUCGUGGUGCGAGUGCUAUAAGUUGGACUUUGAUUGAAGGCGAUACAGAAGCUGGAUUUUCAAUAUUUUGGGCCGACGAUGGUUUGGAUACAGGCCCUAUUUUGCUACAAAAAUCAUGUUCAGUUGAUCCAGAUGACACUUUAGAUACCUUGUACAAUAACUUCUUAUAUCCAGAAGGUAUUAAAGCAAUGGGCGAAGCAGUAAAUCUUGUGGCGAGUGGAAAAGCGCCGAAAAUACCCCAAUCUGCAGAAGGUGCAACCUAUGAUGCGUUAUUAAAUAAAGAAGAAUUGCAGAAGAUUGAUUGGAAAAGUAAAUCUGCGUUACAAAUUCACAAUUUUAUUCGAGCGUUUGAUAGUACACCUGGUGCUUGGACAACAUUGGAUGGUCAAAAAGUCCGCUUUUACGGAUCGAAAUUGUGGAGUGAAAAGAAACCUGAAGGAGAUGUUGUCGACGUCGAUGGUAACACUGGGAUUGUUCAUGACAGCGGUUUAUUAGUCGUCGCUUCAGAUGGAAAAUAUGUGAACGUCGAGAAGCUUAAAAUUGGAACUAAAACGAUUCUGGCGUCCAAGUACGGGAAGGUCAGUGAAUCAGCGAGCAUCGACUUUACGGAUGAAGAAAAAAUAAAUGUUGAAUCGAUAAGACAAAUUUGGAAAAGUAUUCUUAACGUAGAAGUAGACAAUGAUACAGAUUUUUUUGCUUGUGGUGCUGGUAGCAUGGACGUAGUAAGACUGGUCGAAGAAGUUAAAGACCUUAUUGGCGUGACAAUGCAAAACACAGAUGUAUUUAUGGCACCAGUUUUCAUUGAAUUUGCAACGUCAGUUAUUGCAGCAGGUAGAGGAGCUACUGGAGCCGGGAAAGACGUUAAAUAUGAUGCUGUUGAAGUUCGUGCAAAUAAUCUUGAUUUAAAAUUUCCACGUCAGCUUUUUAUCAACGGACAGUUUGUCAAUGGCCACGGUAAACCAAUACCUACCAUUGAUCCACAUGAUGAGCAUGUUAUAUGUCACGUUGAGAGCGCAACUUCUGAGGACGUUGAUCUGGCAGUGAAAGCUGCCAAGAAAGCAUUUGACGAGGGAGAAUGGAGCAAAAUAAGUGCCCGUGAUCGUGGUGCUUUACUUUUUAAGUUGGCAGAUUUGAUGGAGCAGCAUAAAGAAGAAUUGGCAACGAUUGAGAGCAUCGAUUCGGGAGCUGUUUACACUCUGGCUUUAAAAACUCAUGUAGGAAUGUCAAUUGAAACGUGGAGAUACUUUGCCGGUUGGUGCGACAAAAUCCAAGGGUCAACUAUUCCUAUAUCGCAUGCGAGGCCAAAUCGUAAUUUAACUUUUACCAAAAAAGAGCCCAUUGGAGUGUGUGGUUUGGUCACACCUUGGAACUAUCCACUAAUGAUGUUGUCAUGGAAAAUGGCAGCUUGUUUAGCUGCCGGGAACACUGUUGUGAUGAAACCAGCUCAAGCUUCGCCGCUCACUGCUCUUAAGUUUGCUGAACUAUCGGUUAAAGCGGGUAUUCCACCUGGCGUUAUUAACAUUGUACCCGGUAAUGGCUCAGUGACAGGAAUGUCUAUUGUCAAUCAUCCACUAAUUAGAAAGCUUGGGUUUACUGGUUCUACGGAAAUCGGGCAAACGAUCAUGAAAAGCUGUGCAGAGAGUAAUUUGAAAAAAGUUUCUUUGGAGUUAGGUGGGAAAAGUCCACUUGUUAUAUUUGAAGAUGCUGAUUUACAGCAUGCUGUUAGAGUUGGCAUGAGCAGUGUCUUUUUCAAUAAAGGAGAAAAUUGUAUCGCUGCAGGCCGUCUCUUUGUUGAAGAUAGGAUUCACGAUGAAUUUGUGAAGCGAACUGUUGAAGAAGUUAAAAAAAUAGUUAUCGGGAAUCCGUUGGAUAGAAAAACAUCUCACGGACCACAGAAUCACAAGAAUCAUCUAGAUAAACUGAUCGAAUUUGUAGAGACAGGUGUGAAAGAAGGCGCGACUUUGGUCUACGGUGGAAAACGAUUAAAUAGACCAGGAUGGUACUUCGAACCAACUAUUUUCACCAAUGUCAAAGAUGAAAUGUUCAUUGCUAAAGAAGAAUCAUUCGGUCCAAUUAUGAUCAUAUCCAAAUUUAGUUCUAACAAUUUAGAUAAAUUGAUAGCGCGUGCUAACAAUACCGAAUUCGGGCUUGCUUCAGGUGUUCUUAGUAAGGAUAUCAGUCGAGCUUUGCGUUUUGCUGAAAAAAUAGAUGCUGGAACGGUAUUUAUUAAUACUUACAAUAAAACUGAUGUAGCUGCACCGUUCGGUGGAUUUAAACAAUCAGGAUUUGGCAAAGAUUUAGGCCAGGAAGCACUUAAUGAGUAUCUGAAAACGAAGACUGUGACUAUCGAAUAUUAAAUAUUUAUAUCAAUUGAAUUCAUA
Molecule: messenger RNA, 2983 nt
Organism: Cotesia glomerata
Lineage: Eukaryota; Metazoa; Arthropoda; Insecta; Hymenoptera; Braconidae
Product: cytosolic 10-formyltetrahydrofolate dehydrogenase
Exons: 7
Coding region: 197-2959 (920 amino acids)
Biological process (GO): 10-formyltetrahydrofolate catabolic process; one-carbon metabolic process; biosynthetic process
Cellular component (GO): cytoplasm
Molecular function (GO): aldehyde dehydrogenase (NAD+) activity; formyltetrahydrofolate dehydrogenase activity
Source: RefSeq, a predicted model, not a curated record